AUGCCCGACCCUGGCCAUCACCGGCCCGGUCAUUCGGAGCACGGUCGGUAUGCGGCUGUCAAAGCCGAAGGGGAAGGCAGGCGCAAAACGAUCUUGCGAGUGGCACAGGAGUUUUGGGGUUUGCCCCCGGAGGCGAAAGCCGAGCUGCUGCAUAGAAGUAAUACAUCGACGUUCCCAAGUACUGCUGGAUCUCCCGUCGCGCAGCAGAUAAAGACUCUGCCUGCAUGGCAAACGGAUGAGGAUCCGUUUGACGAGAUCGCGAUCCAUACCGCCGGGCUGGGAAUCCUAGUGCGAACGGAUUUCACGGACGACGACGCUUGGCAAUCGUUCUUGGCGAAGCUCAGGGAAGGCGAGCAAGAGUUUGCUGGCGCUACUAAUAGAGAGGAUGCGCAAGACGCUCAGGAAGACGUCCAGAUGGUCGUCGAGAACCCUAUUGACAAUGCGAGUGGGUCAACGCAAGAAGAAGUCGUGAUGGAGGAGGGAGAAGACGGCAGCGACGAUGAAGAAUCCGAGGAUUCUCCAGCCCCCAUCUUCGCCGUCCUGGACUCGCCCCGGGACGCGCUGGAAAAUAUGUCCAAUCUCGCCGCGCUUCGCCUCGUGAACGAGGUGGGCGUGCGGCCCGCGCCACCCCUGCCCGCAGGCACGUCUCGUGCCAAGCCUUCUCACCGGCUGAUCGACCACGACGGAUGGCAGGAGAUUUACACUGGCAAGCCGGUCUGGAUCUACGACGCAAGAUCUAAUGCGGAUCAAACGGCACGGGUGGUUAGCCAGACAAGCACCGAUUCCACAUAUGGCACAGCGACCGGAGACAGCUGGAGAGCCAGAGUCUCUCAUAUCUGCGAGCUUCAGGUGAACAUGGCGGUGAUGGGGAUGAAGGUGGAUUUUGGCGGUUUAGAUCGCUGGGAUUACCACGAACGAAAGCGGAAUCUGGAGGAAGCUGUCGUGCCGCUCUGA
Messenger RNA from Punctularia strigosozonata HHB-11173 SS5, 954 nucleotides. RefSeq lists its product as uncharacterized. Bases 1 to 954 code for a protein of 317 amino acids. The transcript has 5 exons. NCBI's taxonomy places the organism in Eukaryota, Fungi, Basidiomycota, Agaricomycetes, Corticiales, Punctulariaceae. The record is from RefSeq and is a predicted model, not a curated record.